GGGACGCCACCUCCUGGACUCUUUUUCCUUUUUUUUCUUUUUUUAAUUUUUGUUUUGUUUUGGACCUGACUUCCCGCAGGCAGCACUGAGGGGCUGCAAGUGCGGGGUGAGAAGGAGGCAGGAGGCUGCGGCUCAGCUUAUCCUUCUCGGGCGGCAUCAACAAGGCGUCGCAGAGAACGAACUGCUGGACGGACGAACGAACAGCCGGCCGCGCCAUCUAUUCGAUGGAACUUCAUCUACCAACUACUGUUGACUGUUUGCUGGCACGACAGUGGUGAGGGUGGUGAUGGUGGAGGAUUCCAUUAGUGUUACUUCUGGACAGGGGAUUUGGGACUUCGAUUGGGGUCAGCUUAGUACUCCAAAACUGCUGAGGAAUUAGGCAAACAAAAGAGAGGGAGAGAGAGAGAGAGAGAGAGAGAGAGAUCCUCUGAGCGGAUUGUCGCGCCCCUUGUUCUCUGGGGGUAGGGGCUAGCCCCUUGCAGGGCGGGAAGAGGGUACCAGAGCAGGCGAGGCGGGGUCGCGCCCUUAGGUCGUGUAGUUACCCUCCGGUUGUGCAAGCUUUGGCCCUUGUUUUCCCGUCCUGGCUAGUUUGGAGGCUGGACACAUCCACCCUUGGAAUUGGUUCAUGACUCUGCUGUUAUUCUUCUUGUCCCUCUUGGAUUUUCUGGAUUCUUGAAGACGCGGUGGCGCGGGAGGAGAGAGGAAGGAGGAAGGAACUGAUCUUCAGAGGAAUGUGAGAGCCUAGCCUCCCAAAGCGGGAGCAGCCAGAAGGAGCUGGGAGCCGGGGAGGCAGAACCCUGCUUGCGUCCUGGGACCGUGGUCUGCGGCUGAUUUUGUUGUUGUUGUUGUCGUUGUACAACAUUGUUCUAGUGCAAAGUGUCUGCCGCAUUCUUAUUCUAGCAGAGCUAGUUUCUCCAGGCCAUUUGACUUUUCUAGUUGGUGUGAGAGAAGGGGCUGCUAGGGGAGAGCUAAAAGGCUGUGGCCAUGUCUAACACCUCCCUGCUUACAGGUAGAUAACACCAGGGCUGGAUAAGGCGGUUUCUGGACCAUGGACAUUUCUUUGAAGAGAAGGCAGCUAGACAGCAUCUUGUGCAUGCUGAGACCCUGCCUGAGGGUCUGAGUAAGUUGUACUAGACUUUGAGCUGCAAGUACAUUUUUGGACACCCUGCUGACCAUCUUGGGUCUGGGCAAGGCAUUUCCCUUCCAAUCUUGAUUUGUCCGGUAGCCUAGCCAUGGCACUGAAAGGCCGAGCCCUCUAUGAUUUCCACAGUGAGAACAAGGAGGAAAUCAGCAUCCAGCAGGAUGAAGACCUGGUUAUCUUCAGUGAGACCUCACUGGAUGGCUGGCUGCAGGGGCAGAACAGCCGUGGGGAGAGAGGGCUCUUCCCUGCUUCUUACGUUGAGAUUGUCCGUCCUGGCAUCAGCACCAACCAUGUGGACUAUGCCAACAGCUCUGCAGUCUCCCUGGACACCGAAGUGAGUUUGUAUACCAACCCUAGUAUGACCAACACAGUCAAGAGUGGGGGCAGUGAUGUCCUCCCAAAUCAACAAGGAAACUUUGAAGAGGAUGAUGAUGAUGACUGGGAUGACUGGGAUGAUGGAUGCACAGUGGUAGAUGAGCCAGGGGCUGGUGGUCUAGGUACCAAUGGGCACCCUCCACUUAACCUUUCCUACCCAGGUGCCUACCCCAGCCAGCAUAUGGCUUUCCGACCGAAGGCACCCUUGGAAAGACAGGACAGUUUGGCAUCUUCCAAGCGGGGCAGUGUGGUGGGACGUAACCUCAAUCGUUUCUCGUGUUUUGUGCGCUCUGGAGUAGAGGCUUUUAUUCUUGGUGAUGUGCCCAUGAUGGCCAAGAUUGCUGAGACAUACUCCAUUGUGAUGGGCCCUCGUGGCCCUCAGUGGAAGGCCAACCCCCACCCAUUUGCUUGCUCCGUAGAGGAGCCCACCAAACAGACCAAGUUCAAAGGCAUCAAAACUUACAUAUCCUAUAAGCUCACACCCACCCAUGCUGGCUCACCUGUUUACCGGCGCUACAAACAUUUCGACUGGCUCUACAACCGCCUUCUACACAAGUUCACUGUAAUCUCUGUGCCCCACUUGCCCGAGAAGCAGGCCACUGGGCGCUUUGAGGAGGACUUCAUUGAGAAACGCAAGCGGAGACUCAUCCUCUGGAUGGACCACAUGACUAGCCACCCUGUGCUCUCUCAGUAUGAGGGCUUCCAGCAUUUCCUCAGCUGUCUAGAUGACAAGCAGUGGAAGAUGGGUAAACGUCGGGCAGAGAGGGAUGAGAUGGUGGGGGCCAGCUUUCUGCUCACCUUCCAGAUCCCCACAGAACACCAGGAUCUGCAGGACGUAGAGGACCGGGUGGAUACAUUCAAGACUUUCAGUAGGAAGAUGGACGAGUGCGUCCUACAACUUAGCACCGUGGCAUCAGAGAUGGUGCGCAAGCACGUGGGAGGCUUCCGCAAGGAAUUCCAGAAGCUAGGAAAUGCCUUCCAGGCCAUUAGCCUUGCCUUCCAGAUGGAUCCUCCCUUUAGCUCUGAGGCCCUCAACAAUGCCAUUUCUCAUACCGGCCGGACCUAUGAAACUGUUGGUGAGAUGUUUGCUGAACAGCCCAAGAAUGACCUCUUCCAAAUGCUUGACACACUGUCUCUCUACCAGGGCCUGCUCUCCAACUUUCCUGACAUUAUCCAUCUGCAAAAAGGUGCUUUUGCCAAGGUGAAGGAAAGCCAGCGCAUGAGUGAUGAGGGCCGCAUGGCUCAGGAAGAGGCAGAUGGCAUUCGCAGGCGCUGCCGUGUGGUAGGCUUCGCCCUGCAGGCCGAGAUGAACCACUUCCACCAGCGCCGUGAGCUUGACUUCAAGCAUAUGAUGCAAAGCUACCUGCGCCAGCAGAUCCUUUUCUACCAGCGGGUGGGCCAGCAGCUAGAGAAGACACUGCGCAUGUAUGACUGUCUCUGACCCUUCUGGCCAUAUAUAUAGGUCCUCUUCCCACCAGGACCUGGCCACUGCGGUCCACCCCACUCCAGGCUUCUCUGCCCCUAGCAGUGGGUGUUAAGGAGUGAGUGAGGAGUGGCCUGUUAGAAGAGAAGGGACUUUUGAGAAGUCCUGGUACCCCUGGAGAAGUCUUCCCUCACUUUAAGAUGGGUAACUGGAGGUAGGAGUCCUCUGAGCCAAAGUCUGGGCUGCUGGUCAGUCCCUGGAGAGCAGACGUCUCUGGAGCCUAUAGUGCAUGCUCACCUGGCCACCACACCUUGUUCGUUCCCUGGGCCCCACGAACUGCUGUGACCAUGGCUGAGACAUUGGUGACCAAGGCUGGAACAUGCCUGUCCUGGAGAAGCCCCUGGAUAUCAGUCAGUGCAGUGUGACAAUGCCACUUAAGAAUUCAUGGAAACUCCUUGAAGGGACCACAGAACUCUGCUGGUCAGGGGGCAUUCCAUGGAGUAGGUGACAUACUAGAAAUCUCUUGAAGAAUUACAAGGACCUACAAGACAGUAAAUGGGGUGGAGGACAUUUUGGGGAGAGGACCGGUGUUCAGUCUCUUCUCCCUUACCUUUUCCAUGGGUUGUGAUCUGCAUGACGGAGGGAGGAAUCAUCCUUGCUCCUUGGUCCCUGGCUUUCCCUGCCCCACCCAUGCUUCUGAAGGAGGGACUGCAGGCCAACUCCCUCCUAUAAGUCUUAACCAGGUCCCCCAUCCUGGUUGGGGGACCUCCCCCUCACUGAUUAGGGCACUAUGCAGCAACUUUCCCUUCUGUGGGCUCAAGAUGCUCAAGCCACAGAGCACUGAGCCCUGGUGGUGCCUUCCUGGAGGGAACUCUCGAAAGUUAAUAGCAGUAAUUCCCCAUUCUCCUAGCAGGUCCCUUCUGUCCCCAGUUCCCAGGAGCCUUUGCUUCUGUGGGCUGGUCUUCUUAAAUCCUUCUCAUUGCACAGUGGAAAAUCUGAGAGAAAGAAUCUGGGGACUUUAGACCCCCUGCUCCUGGGCAGGCUCACCUAUGUUUACAUCCUCCAGGAGAUACUGCCCCUUUCCCCUUAGGCCAGGAUGUGACCCAGCAGCAUGCUGUUGGGAAGUGACCCUGUGCCCCCUUGCCUUCCUGGGAAGUCAUGGUCUGCUCCUGAGUCCUGCUGCUUGACUUUCUUUUCUUGAUAAACGUUUUACAGUUUC
This is a messenger RNA of Microtus ochrogaster (prairie vole), 4158 nucleotides long. It is a transcript of the gene Snx33, whose product is annotated as sorting nexin 33. Gene Ontology annotation, cellular component: plasma membrane; cytoplasmic vesicle. The record is from RefSeq and is a predicted model, not a curated record. Lineage: Eukaryota; Metazoa; Chordata; Mammalia; Rodentia; Cricetidae. Gene Ontology annotation, molecular function: protein binding; phosphatidylinositol binding. Gene Ontology annotation, biological process: intracellular protein transport; plasma membrane tubulation; endosomal transport.